AUGCCCGCUCGCGCUACGAGCGGCCCAGUGUCCACUGGGUCACGCAAAACAUCUGGGCAGAGCGCCGUGUCCUCCAAGCGAGCAUCCUCUGCGACACCAUCAGUAGCAGUACCGCCUGAGCCACCGCUCCCUACGACAUCAUCUCAUCUUCGCACAGAUGUUUGCGCAAUUUUUGCAGAUUCCCAACGCUCCACUACCGGACACAGAAAACUUGUUGUGCGGUUGCGAAAAGUACAAGAAAUAUCCUGCGGCAUCACGCCGCCUAAAAAAUCGAAAGAUGGACAGAUUGAAGAAGGCCGAGAAAUUCCUUCCAGUGACGAGACGUUUGGCGAGCAGGAAUUCAAUGUGGAAGUCACACGAUGCAUUCUUCGCAUACUGCCCAUCAAAAAGACAGAAUCUGUCGGAGACCGGGUGAUUCGCUUCCUUGGUCUUUUCCUUAACCACGCAUCUGAGAAAGAUGGCGAGGUAUUCAACCCAACAGACGUAGACGAGACACAAAUGUUCCCGGAAACCCCGACUACGCGACUGACUAUGGCCAUUGCGAAUAUGGUAGUGCCAUUACUAGCGUCAAAAGACAAGAUAGUCCGAUACCGGUCAACCCAAUUGCUUGCACAUCUCGUCAAUUCGCUGGACUCCAUAGACGACGAGGUUUUCAGAUUAGUGAGAACUGGCCUUCUGAAAAGAAUCCGAGACAAGGAGGCUACAGUCAGAGUUCAAGCCGUUUUGGGUCUGGCGCGUCUUGUUGGAGAUGAGAGUGAAGGUGGACUUGAGGACUCCUCCGCAGCUCUACUUGAAAAGCUUCUCGAUAUCCUCCAGAACGAUGCCACUGCCGAUGUGCGCAAAACAUUGCUGAUCAACCUACCAUUGAUUCCGACAACACUUCCAUAUCUGCUCGAAAGAGCCCGCGAUUUAGAUGCUGCAACUCGACGUGCACUUUACUCUCGUUUACUACCGACAUUGGGCGACUUCCGCCACUUGUCAUUGUCCAUGCGUGAGAAGCUUCUACGAUGGGGCUUACGUGAUCGAGACGAAAAUGUACGAAAGGCGACAGGAAAAUUGUUUUACGAGCGAUGGAUCGAAGACUGCGCCGGCAACAAACCCUCCGCUGAAGGAAAUACCAUGGGACAGAUUUCAGCACCGAACACAUCUGCCCUUUUGGAGCUGUUGGAGCGUAUAGAUGCGGUCAACUCUGGUAUGGAAGGUGGUGUAGCUCACGAAGCAAUGCGAGCCUUCUGGGAAGGUCGUCCCGAUUACCGUGAAGAAAUUGUCUUUGACGAGGAUUUCUGGCAAGGUCUUACAGCAGAGUCGGCAUUCUUGGCUCGCAGUUUCAAUGAUUUCUGCCGUGUUGACAACGAAUCCAAGUACGGCAGUCUCGCAGAUGACAAAAUGCCAGAGGUUACUGCUCUCGCAUAUUUCCUUGGGAAAUACUCGAGUGCUCUGCUCGCGAAAUUGAAGCAAGCUUCUGCCAGUGGUGAAAAUGAGGAAGAUACCAUGGAGCUUGAAUUUGUGGUCGAACAGCUUUUGCAGAUAGCUUUGACGCUGGAUUAUUCCGAUGAGGUCGGACGACGGAAAAUGUUUGCAUUGCUCAGAGAGAAUCUCGCGAUUCCCGAACUUCCUGAGUUAUGUACCAAGCUACACGUCGAGGUCCUUCGAAAUGUCUGCGGUCCUGAAGCUGCCGGCGAAUCUGAGUUCUGCAGCGUCGUUCUGGAAGCCGUUGCCGAAGUUCACGAUGCAAUUGCUACUGAGGACAGCUUCGUGUCAGCACGGUCUGAGCUUAGUGACGAUGGAAGCUCUAGAGCAAGUCGCGAUCGAUCCAUGACUCCAGCCAGCGAUGUACCAUUCGACAAAGAAAAAGCCAAGGCUAAGGUGCUCCGUGAGAUUAUGAUCAACAUGAAAUGUCUUCACAUCGCCCAGUGUAUGCUCCAGAACGUGGAAGGCAAUCUUCAGCAAAAUAUGCAUCUCGUUACGAUGCUGAAUAACCUGGUGGUCCCAGCUGUACGAAGUCAUGAAGCCCCUAUUCGUGAGAGGGGUUUGGAAUGUUUAGGAUUGUGCUGUCUGCUGGAUAAGACCCUCGCCGAAGAAAAUAUGACCCUUUUCAUUCAUUGUUUUACCAAAGGCCACGAAGCCCUUCAGGUUACAGCAAUUCAUAUUCUUGCAGACAUGCUUACCGCACMCCCUGCCCUACUUCUUCCAGUUGUACAAGCCGACAGCGAGACAGUGACCCCGCCCCCUUUCCAGAAAAACAUUUUCAAGGUGUUUGCCAAGGCACUGAAAUCGACGUCGCCUGCCGACGUGCAAUCCGCUGCAGCCGUAGCUCUAUCGAAGCUGCUCCUUGUCAAUAUAUUCACACCUUCUGGACCUAGCAUUCCACAAGCCAUCAAAGACCUGAACGAGUCGUCUAUUGAAGCUUUACUUCAAUCACUUAUUGUGGCAUUCUUCCAUCCUCGCACCCGCGAAAACCCCGUUCUCCGACAAGCACUCACAUACUUCUUCCCGGUCUUCUGUCAUUCACGUCUUGCGAAUACGCAACGCAUGCGCAAGAUUGCCGUUCCUGUGGUACGAUCUGUUCUGAACGCUGCAGAGGAAUUCUUCUCCCUCGAGGCUGAGGAAGAUAGCGAUGGAGACAUUGACGACAGCGUUGGCGAGCGGGAAAUCAAAGCUUUGAUGACGCAAGUCAUAGGCAUGCUCGUUGAAUGGACUGACGAGCGUAGAGUGGUAGGGCUAGGUGGUGAAAACGUUCUUAACGGAGGAACCGCCAGCUCAAAUGCUCAUGGUUACGUACAUUUGGCACUGGUCAACGACAUCCUCGAGCGGAUUCUCGGAAUCAGUGCUGGCCCCAACAAAUGCUCAAAGGAGGAGAAGAAAUUAUUGAUGUCUAUGCUCAGCAAAGUAUACAUAUCAGCUCCUGUACUCCCGACAUCAACUGCGCCCGGAUCACGAGCAGGAUCUCGUGCUCCUACCGAAGCAACAGAAGAUGCCUUCCGGUUCAGUAACAGGAGCAGUAGUGUUCGCGAAGAAAUCGAACCUGAAAUCGUCGCCCUCGCAGAAACGGUCAAGGAACUCCUCAACGACGCCUUAGAGGAAGCCGCCACAGACGCCGCCAGUCGCAACGCGAUAGUCAAGGUCAAGAACACAAUUCUGAAAAUCCUUGCAUAUGCCUCUCAACAAAACACGAGCAGCAGAGACACAAACCGCAACACAAGAGCCAGUAGCGUGGACUCGUCAUAUUCACAUGCCGGCCCUGGAUCACGACAAGCUUCCGUUGAGCCUCACAGCACGCGUGCUGGAACGACAGAAGUCGCUAUUGACGAGACGAUCAUGGAGAUCGACGAGGAAGAAGAUCAUGACGAUAGUCGGACGACGGUGAUCAAGAAUGAGAGGAACAGUGAAGAGCCCGAGUAA
Molecule: messenger RNA, 3402 nt
Organism: Talaromyces amestolkiae
Lineage: Eukaryota; Fungi; Ascomycota; Eurotiomycetes; Eurotiales; Trichocomaceae
Exons: 3
Coding region: 1-3402 (1133 amino acids)
Biological process (GO): mitotic chromosome condensation
Cellular component (GO): condensed chromosome; condensin complex
Source: RefSeq, a predicted model, not a curated record